AUGGGUGCAGAUCAGGAGCUAAAAGCUAAAUACAAGGAGUGUGGUGUGGUGUAUAUGGCUAAUAGCAAGAAUGGGACUGGAAGCAUGCGACGUCACAUGCAAUCAUGUGUACGUAGAGACACGCGUGACGUGGGCCAACUAUUGAUGUCACAAGACAAAGGGACUUUAGCGUUGAGUGUAAAAAGGUUUGAUGCUGAACACUUUCGUGAAUUGAUAACAAUAGCAAUCAUUUUGCAUGACCUUCCAUUCUCCUUUGUUGAAUAUGAAGCUAUUAGGGCGACUUACCAAUAUUUGCAUCCUGAGAUAACUUUGGUAACUAGAAAUACUUUAAAGGCAGAUGUCCAAAAAAUGUAUUCUCGGGAAAAAGCAAGAAUAAAAUCUAUGUUGGAGUUGAGCCACGGUAGAAUUUGUUUGACAUCUGAUUUGUGGACUUCCAUAGUUACAGAUGGAUAUUUGUCAUUAACUGCCCAUUUUAUUGAUAAAGAUUGGGUAUUGCAAAAGAGGCUUUUGAAUUUUUACUUCAUGCCAUCACCACAUACUGGUAUUGCAUUGUCUGAAAAGCUUUAUGCAUUAUUGUGUGAGUGGAGAAUUGAAUACAAGGUUUUCACUCUUACUUUGAAAAAUGCCUCUGCUAAUUAUGUGUCUGUUGAUCUGUUGAAGAAUCAGUUGAUUGAAAACAAUGCACUUAUUUCUGAUGUGCAAGAGGGGUUGAAAGAUAGUGAUUCAGUAGUUAAAAAGAUUCGUGAGAGUGUGAAAUAUGUAAGAGGGUCCCAAAUUAGAAAGAAGAAGUUUUUAGAGUGUGUAAAGCUUGUGGGUCUUGAUUCUAAGAGAGAAUUGAGUGAUUCUAAUUACAAGGACUGUCCUGAUCCAUAUGAAUGGGAAAAGAAAUCUGAGACAAGUGAAGAUGCAUAUUUUUCUGCUAUGGCAAAAGCAAUGCUUACCAAGUUUGAGAAGUAUUGGAAAGAUUUCAGUUUGAUAUUGGCAAUUGCGAUAGUGCUUGAUCCUCGUUACAAGUUGAAUUUUGUAGAUUAUGCUUAUGGCAAUGUUUAUGGAAUGAAAGGGUCACCUCAAUUUUUAGAAGUUAAGAGAAAUUUGGAGUUGUUGUUUACUGAAUACUCUAAGGGUAAGGAGUUCAACAACUUUGAAAGCCAAGAGCAAACUGUUAUGCAUAAAUCAGAGUUAGAAGUUUAUUUGGAUGAGCCAAGAGUACAAGGGAGUGUUGAGUUGGAUGUUCUUGAAUUUUGGAAAGGAAAUCAGUUUCGCUAUCCGGAGCUUUCUUACAUGGCUCGUGAUAUCCUAAAAAAUAACAAAUUGAUUCGUGAAGCUAUGGAUGAAAUUACUGAAGAUGUUUUUAGUUUGGAUAUCAAUGAGCCCACUACUGGUUCAUCUCAAAAUUCUCACAACCUCAACACCUCAAAUGCAAUGGAAGUUUUCUUCUGUGAAUGGAUGAUGGAAAAAUGUCUCUAUUUAAGCGGUUAUAAUAGUUUUGUCUAUGGAAUAGUUUGUGCAACUACUAAUGCAACUGAAUUCUUGUAG
Molecule: messenger RNA, 1536 nt
Organism: Morus notabilis
Lineage: Eukaryota; Viridiplantae; Streptophyta; Magnoliopsida; Rosales; Moraceae
Product: zinc finger BED domain-containing protein DAYSLEEPER-like
Exons: 7
Coding region: 1-1536 (511 amino acids)
Molecular function (GO): protein dimerization activity; DNA binding
Source: RefSeq, a predicted model, not a curated record